AUGGCUAGACCGACUUUUACUCGGCAAAAUCAUCAGGACCACCGCCGUUAUUUGGAUAUGUUAAAGAGUGAAUUUUUAAAAAGAUACGAAGAUCCUCCUCCACCUGAAAAAUCUCCAACAGAUUAUGAUAGUAUAAAAGCUAUUGGUAACGGAGCAUACGGAGAAGUCUUUUUAGUGAGAGAUAAAUGUACAUUCACUUAUCACGCUAUGAAAGUCGUUUCAAAAAAAGUUGUCGUUGAUCGAAAACAUGUAAAACAUUUAAUAUUAGAAAAAAAAAUACUUCAAGCUGUUCAAUUUCCAUUUUUAGUAUCUUUAGAUGAAGCAUUCAAAGAUAAUUUAUAUCUUUACUUUAUACUACCAUACAUUGCUGGGGGUGAAUUAUUUACAUAUAUACAAAAAUAUGGUAAUUUUUCAGAUUCUCUUUCAAAAUUUUACGCUAGUCAGGUAACGUUGGCCUUAGAGUAUCUACAUCAUUGUGAUAUCGUCCACAGAGACAUUAAGCCCGAGAAUAUUCUUCUUGAUAUAAAUGGAUAUAUCAAGCUAUGUGAUUUUGGUUUCUGUAAAAUUCUUAAAAAAAAGACAUGGACUUUAUGUGGUACUCCAGAAUAUUUAGCUCCGGAAGUAAUUAUGUCAAAAGGUUAUUCAUUCGCUGUGGAUUGGUGGGCUCUGGGAGUGUUAAUAUUCGAAAUGGGCUCAGGGUACCCUCCAUUUUUUGCUUCAGAUCCGAGUAAACUAUAUGAAAAGAUAAUAGAAGGCCAUUUUAAGUGUCCAGAUACUUUAAAUUCUGAUUGUAAGCAAUUAAUUAAAAGUUUGCUGCAAGUAGAUCCACUAAAGCGCCUGGGAUCCCUUAAAAGCGGCGUAUAUGAUAUUAAGGGACAUUCAUGGUUUAAUGAUAUCUGCUGGCAAUCUGUAUUACAUCAAAGGAUUCAACCGCCUUUUGUGCCUAUCUGCACUUCACCGGGUGAUACCAGUAAUUUUCCAGAAGUAGAACAAACGAAGCUUAAAAAGAGUUCAAAAUGCCAAUAUGAAGAUGAGUUUGAAGAUUUU
Messenger RNA from Brenthis ino (lesser marbled fritillary), 1047 nucleotides. The record is from the annotation of a GenBank genome assembly. Lineage: Eukaryota; Metazoa; Arthropoda; Insecta; Lepidoptera; Nymphalidae.